CUGGCCGCGGGGGAUUGGCGGGCCAGGGGCGGGCCGGGGGCGGGGCCGAGCGCCCUUCAUCCCCUGCCGCUGCGCUCAGCCGGGAGCAGAGCGGACAGCACCGGCCCGAGCGGAGCAUCGCGCGUCCUCACCCGCGAGGCCAGACUUCUGACCGCGUCAGUGUGAGAGCCAGUGUUCCUGGUGGUGGUCCCUGAGCCAUGGAGGCACCUCUGCAGACGGAGAUGGUAGAGUUGGUACCCAACGGCAAACACUUGGAGGGGCUACUCCCUGUCGCCACCCCCAUGGCUGGCAACCAGAGGGUCGAGGGCCCUGGACGGAUCUGUGUUGAGGGUGAAGGCUUCCUACCAAAAAGUCCCAGCAAGGAGCCACACUUCACUGAUUUCGAGGGGAAGACAUCAUUCGGGAUGUCAGUGUUCAACCUCAGUAACGCCAUCAUGGGCAGUGGUAUCCUGGGGCUCGCCUACGCCAUGGCCAAUACGGGCAUCAUCCUUUUCCUGUUCCUGUUGACGGCCGUCGCCUUGCUCUCCAGCUACUCCAUCCACCUGCUACUCAAGUCCUCAGGGAUCGUGGGCAUCCGUGCCUAUGAGCAGCUGGGCUACCGUGCCUUUGGGACCCCAGGAAAGCUGGCGGCAGCCCUGGCCAUUGCGCUGCAGAACAUCGGAGCCAUGUCCAGCUACCUGUACAUCAUCAAGUCCGAGCUGCCCCUUGUCAUACAGACCUUCCUGAACCUGGAGGAGCGGACCUCGGACUGGUACAUGAAUGGAAACUACCUGGUGAUCCUGGUCUCUGUCAUCGUCAUUCUGCCUCUGGCACUGAUGCGGCAGCUUGGCUACCUAGGCUACUCCAGUGGCUUCUCGCUCAGCUGCAUGGUGUUCUUCCUAAUUGCAGUCAUCUACAAAAAGUUCCACGUGCCCUGCCCGCUGUCCCCCAGUUUAGCCAACGUGACAGGCAACUUCAGCCUCGUGGAGGUCAUCAAGGAGGAGGCGGGGCUGCAGGUUGAGACGGAGGCCGCAGCCUUCUGCACCCCGAGCUACUUCACCCUCAACACACAGACGGCGUACACGAUCCCCAUCAUGGCUUUCGCCUUUGUCUGCCACCCUGAGGUGCUGCCCAUCUAUACAGAGCUCAAGGACCCCUCCAAGAGGAAGAUGCAGCACAUCUCCAACCUGUCCAUCGCCGUCAUGUAUGUCAUGUACUUCCUGGCCGCCCUCUUCGGCUACCUCACCUUCUACGACAGGGUGGAGUCGGAGCUGCUGCACACCUACAGCAAGGUGGACCCGUUUGAUGUGCUGAUCCUGUGUGUGCGCGUGGCCGUGCUGACGGCAGUCACACUCACAGUGCCAAUUGUUCUGUUUCCGGUGCGCCGCGCCCUCCAGCAGAUGCUGUUUCAGGACCGCGAGUUCAGCUGGUUGCGGCACGUGCUCAUUGCUGUUGGCCUGCUCACUUGUAUCAACCUGCUGGUCAUCUUUGCCCCCAACAUCCUGGGCAUCUUCGGGGUCAUCGGUGCCACAUCUGCCCCAUGCCUCAUCUUCAUCUUCCCGGCCAUCUUCUACUUUCGCAUCAUGCCCACAGAGAAGGAACCUGCAAGAUCUACCCCCAAAAUCCUGGCCCUUUGUUUUGCUGCCCUUGGCCUCUUGCUGAUGACCAUGAGCUUGAGCUUCAUCAUUAUUGACUGGAUCUCGGGGACCAGUCGGCAUGGAGGAAGCCACUAGGAUGACCCCCAUCCUGUUCUGUCUACUUGUCCUCCUACCCCUGCCCAGACUCUUCAGCCCCUGCUCCCAUCCAGUGGCCAGUUGGAGGGGGAAGAGAAAGACGUGGUGAACACUAUGGCAUUUGGCCCUGCCCCAUGUCCUCUCUGUCGAAGUUUUUGUUAGAGCCAGGACCAAGGCCCUUGGGCCACUACCCUGCUGAGCUCCUGGCCUACAGGAGCUUCCUGAGCUGGGAGCAAGGUGGGGCUGUACCCCUGCUCCCUUCCUGCUGCCUCAGGUCCCACCCAAGCCCCUUAUUCUCUUUGCACAGGUGCAUAGACUGAGGCCCAGCAGCUGCCCCCUAAGGUUGCAUAGCCUGUAGGGGCACAAAGAGCUGAAUUAGGCCUGCAGUCAUCCCGCCACCUUGCUCCUGGGCCAUGGUCUGCACCCUGGGGCUUCAUCUCCCUCAGCCUGCUUGCCUUUCCUCCUUCUGUCACCUAGGCCCCUUUCGUGGGCUCAGGCCCUUGGAUAACCUGGUCCUCUUUCCCAUCCCCUCCACCGGGAGCAGAACCCCCCUCACCCUAUGCUUGAGGGUGAGGCUGGUGUGGACACCCCAAGGGGCCCCUUUCCUGGUCUUUCACCAGUCCUGGGGAGGCUGGGACUCCCCCCACCCCAAGCCCAGGCCAUAGCUCACAUUCCACUGCUGGGAGAAGAAAGAAGCUGAGGCCCAGAACCUGUCUGCCCCUGGGAGCCAGAGACCCCAAGGGCCAAUCUGGGGCAGGGAUGGAGAGGCUGGCAGCCCCCUUUUAUAAAUAUUAUACAUAAGACCA
Messenger RNA from Lagenorhynchus albirostris (white-beaked dolphin), 2518 nucleotides. It is a transcript of the gene SLC38A3, whose product is annotated as solute carrier family 38 member 3. The transcript has 16 exons. Bases 198 to 1712 code for a protein of 504 amino acids. Gene Ontology annotation, biological process: amino acid transmembrane transport; asparagine transport; histidine transport. Gene Ontology annotation, molecular function: L-histidine transmembrane transporter activity; L-asparagine transmembrane transporter activity; L-glutamine transmembrane transporter activity. NCBI's taxonomy places the organism in Eukaryota, Metazoa, Chordata, Mammalia, Artiodactyla, Delphinidae. The record is from RefSeq and is a predicted model, not a curated record.